Gallus gallus (chicken) is the source of this 7080-nucleotide messenger RNA. It is a transcript of the gene DCLK3, whose product is annotated as doublecortin like kinase 3. The coding region runs from base 59 to 2503 and encodes 814 amino acids. Gene Ontology annotation, molecular function: protein kinase activity; ATP binding. The transcript has 5 exons. The record is from RefSeq and is a predicted model, not a curated record. Gene Ontology annotation, biological process: protein phosphorylation; intracellular signal transduction. NCBI's taxonomy places the organism in Eukaryota, Metazoa, Chordata, Aves, Galliformes, Phasianidae.
GGGAGGCACGGUUCGCAACGGCGCGGUGUGGCGAGACGGCGAGCCGAAGCUCCGCGCCAUGCCGGCAGCUGCGCCGCCCCCGCUGCACCCCGCGGCGGGCUGCUGCUGCCCCUACGGCCACUGCGCGGGACACCGAAGCAUGUUUGACCAUAUGUCACAAAGUGCAAGCUCAAAGGUAACAGAGAGGAAACUGCGUGGGACUUGUCCUCCUGUUGGUCGUGGAAACUGUGGAAAACAAUGUGUGAAUGCAAGCAGUUGUAGGUCUUCAUGUUUUAAUCCUCGGAAUGGUUUUCACACAAUACAUUCAGAGCACAGUCCUGUGAAGCCAAGGAUUAUCACAGUAGUGAGACCCUGUGGGCAUACACUCAGAAAGAUAACGUUGCUUCUGAACAGGAGAUCGGUACAGACCUUUGAACAGCUAAUGGCUGACAUUUCAGAAGCUCUGGGAUUUCCACGCUGGAAGAAUGAUCGUGUGAGAAAGCUUUACAGUCUAAGAGGCAGAGAAAUCCAAAGUGUUUCUGACUUCUUCAGAGAAGGUGAUGCGUUCAUAGCUCUGGGCAGGGAGCCCCUUACUUUGAAGAACCUGGAAGUGGCAAUACAAGAACUUUGUCCUGAAAAUCCGUAUGCUGCCAGUGCAAUUCAGCAGAAUGAGGAGCAGUCCCAAAAACUGAAGAGCAGGCUGUGUGAUAAAGCUUCAAAAGUGGAUGGUGGCUUUGAUGAAGCAGAAAUUGCCACGAACUGCAGUGAUGUUGUGUCUCCCAAAAUGGUAGCUGGAAAAAGCCAAUCCAAGACAAGGCAAGAAGAAAAAAUGAGAACCAAAAAAAAGUGGACUAGAGGGAGUUGGAGUGGUGAACAAGGAGUGAGGCCUUCUAGAAAAGCUCGAGAAGAUGAGAGGUACCUUAACCAAGAUAGGAGUCCUGAGAAAGGGUUAGAAGAGAGUUCUGUGGAGGUGUUGAGGUGUGAGAAGUGUGAACGGGAAAGGCAGGCCAGGCAAAAGUUGCAAAGAGAAAGGCAGGCAGAGACUUCAUUUGAGAACGCAGACCUGAAUGCACGCGUGUGUCAGAGGUACCAUGCAGAAAGAAAUGCAAAAAUCAGGAAUUGCCCGAAAUCUUCAGAAAUUUCUCUAGAGGAUGAAGACGUUGGCUGGAAAGAUAGCUGCUGUAGAAGGACCUGGAAGCCUCUACAUAGGAAUGCUAGUGAAGGACUGGAAAAACAAAAAAGGAGCGUUGAGAAGGAAAGGGAUCUGGAGAAACAUGAAAACCGUGAGAAGGAAGUUGUAAAAAUAAAGAAGAAUGCUGUAGAAGGGCUGCAUAUAGCUCAUGAAAUGAAGGACGAAAAUGGAAGUAGCUGUGUAGCAAGCCAAAAUGGUUGGCUAAUGAAAGACACUCCAAGGGAUGCUGAGAAACCAUCUAAAACACAUGGGGAUGGUAGAGAGGGACAAAGGGCUAAAGUGGAGGGUGCCAGGAGAGAGGGAAAUACCAUACAUAGAGAGAGUGACGUGACACGACGAGAGAAAACAGGAGAGCGUAGAUCUAAUAAAGAAGAAAACAAGGCUCAGGGACUGGAAAGCACAAGCCGAAGGCAUGCCAUAAAAAGCAGAACUGAUGUAGAAAACCAUUACGAGAUUGGCAGGACUAUUGGCGAUGGGAAUUUUGCAGUGGUGAAGGAAUGUCGCCACUGUGACUCAAAUCAGAUCUACGCCAUGAAAAUUGUUGAUAAAUCCAAGCUGAAGGGAAAGGAGGACAUGAUGGAGAGUGAAAUUCUGAUCAUUAGGAGUCUUUCUCAUCCCAAUAUAGUAAGCUUAAUUGAAGUAUAUGAGACGGAGGCUGAGAUCUAUCUAAUCCUGGAAUAUGUCCCAGGAGGGGACUUAUUUGAUGCAAUCAUAGAAAGUGUGAAAUUCACAGAGCAUGAUGCAGCUGUCAUGAUCACUGACCUGUGUGAAGCCCUGGUGUAUAUUCACAGCAAGAACAUUGUCCACAGGGACCUCAAACCAGAGAACCUUUUGGUUCAGCACAACGCAGAUAAAUCUACUACACUGAAACUAGCAGACUUUGGCCUUGCAAAGCUGGUUACAAAACCCAUAUUUACUGUAUGUGGAACACCAACAUAUGUUGCCCCUGAGAUACUUGCUGAGAAGGGCUACGGGCUCGAAGUAGAUAUGUGGGCAGCUGGUGUGAUCCUUUACAUUCUGCUCUGCGGUUUUCCCCCGUUUCGCAGUCAGGAGCGUGAUCAAGAAGAGCUGUUUCAAAUCAUACAGCUGGGUCACUAUGAGUUCCUUUCUCCGUACUGGGACAAUAUUUCUGCAGCAGCAAAAGACCUUAUUACCAGGCUGUUGAUAGUGGAUCCCCAGAAGCGCUACACGGCACGACAAGUACUCCAGCAUCCUUGGAUCAGAACAGCUGGAAAAACUAACAACAGAAAUUUGCAAAGGGAAGUAACGAUAAAUAUUGAGCGUCAUUUCCGGACCCAGCGCCGGAAGGAGGCUGUGGAUAAAGACACAUGAAAUCUCUUUGAGUUCAUCUAGCCUUCUUUUUUUAUUAAUUAACAAAUUAUUUAUGUUUUCUAAAUGGAUUUGGCCUUUGGUUUAUGGAUUUUGCUGGCCAUUGCUAUGCCUUUUAAUUUGUUGUUCUUGUUGAUUCUGAGGUUCUGAAGAAGGACGGAGGUCAAAUUUGCAUCCACCUCCCUGUAAUUUUACUUGCAAGUGUCUGUUGACAGCAGUGGGUACUAAAUAUUUCCCAGAAGGUAUCUAUUAUUUUUCCUUGAAUAAUGAUUUGAACUUUUACAUUACAUAAUGUAUAUCUUUUUUAGAUUACAAAUGUUUGAUUUUUUGUCUAACUUAAGUGAUGACUGUGAAAUGCUUUCUCUUGUCUCCUUUUGUAUGGUAUCUUUCAUGAGUUCUACUUAAUGCUUUUAAGUUGUGUUAUGUUUGUAGCAUUGUCAAAAUGGCUGUCUGCUCACGCAUUCUGCACUAAUUCUCUAAACUGAUUUCUCACCAGUUCCUGCUAGCAAUUUAGAAGGCGAGAGAAAUAAAAAUAAAUGAAUAAAUAUUUAGCUAUGGGAUAUGUUAAUAAAAGAUUAAAAAAAAAAAACUGUUUAUUAAGUUGUGAGGGGAAAAAUAAAAUCAUUACAGUUGAAAUUAGCCAUUCUAUGAUAUCUCCCUUGGCAACAUCUUUUCAUGGGAUGUUCUCAGGGCAGGAGUAAUAGUUCUGUUAAAAUACUGUAGUUUGUAUAGUGUGGUAGUUUCAGUUCUUUACAAGAAGAGGUGGGAAGAUAGCAUGGCUGAUACAGCUUCGAGACUGUAAUAAUACCUUUCACGGUGCUUUUCUUCCUACUCUGGGAAGUGGGAAGUUAACUGUUCUGAGGGAGUGUUAGUUCUUCUCCCAAAGGUAUAUUUAUAGAAUUUUAACCCAAGCUUUUUUCUCAUACUGAAUUCUUUCUUAGGAGCCAUCCACAUGGAUCUGUGACUUUUUCAAGUUGAUGGAGAAUAGAGAGCUGGGAAGCUGCUUCUGUGACUUAAGUUAGCUCUUACCUUCAUGCUUCUCGUUAUCAACAUGAUUCACAGUUGAAUUGCUUUUAUACACUUUUCAGUGUAGUUCUGCAAACUUUUUUUUUUCCAGUUAUUUUAUCUGGGGACUCUAUCUCCUCAAUUCCACAAGAAUGGGCAAUGGUAUGAAAUUACAUUAGAAUUCUACUCAGGAAAAACAAUUUCUCGUUAGUCUAUGGGAAGCUUUCCCAGGGUAUGUGUCAGAUGCUUCAUUGCUUAUGUUACUUAUAAUUGGGGUUUUAAAGAAAUCCAGUGGGGAAGAUUACAGUCCAGAGAAGGACCAUGAGCUACAAGGUCUUUUGAAUCUCAGAACUUUUGGUUAACUAAUCAGAUUGAAAAAGCACUUUAGUUGUCUGAUGAUGCUUUGUCCAUGAGUUGUGUGCUAGCAAAUAACAUUGAGAAUAAAACUACCGAUUCUACUGUCAAGUUCGUAGCAUGCAGAAUUGAAUGAGGGUAUUUCAUAAUGAGAGAUGUCAGAGGCAUUUCAGAAUCGUAGAACACUUUCAUAACUAUAAGAAAAAAACAUUUUUGCUCAGUGCUAAAAUUGUGUGACCUUCCUGAAUUACUGAGAUGUUUGUGGUACUGUCAUCAUGUUUCUGUUUUAAGCUUUGACAGUUUUGCCUCAAGAAUGAAAGAAAAGAGAGUAGACAACCUGGUUUGUACAACAGAUUUGUGUUUUCAGUCGAGCUGACUUAUUUUUAAUACAUGUUGGACUAAGGCUUGCUGGGGAAUUCAACAAUUUGUAAAGCAAACAAAUCAAAACUUCAUGGUGUGCCCAAUUGGUAUUUAUAUUCUAUGUCAGACCUCUGCUUUGGUGGCCUUGAGUUAAGAAGACUUUUCUUGAAAAAUAAGAAUGAAUUUGAGAGCUUUCCUAUGUGUAACUUCAUAUCCUAAAUGUGUUGUGUUCUUUGAUUGCUAGUAAUAACAUCUCUUCUGCUAAUUUGUCUGUCUUGAAUAUGAAACUAUGGAAAAAUAGGUUAUGAUUUGCAAUAUUAUAUUUUGUAAUUAUUUUUAAUAUAGUAGUUUAGGAAUAAAGUUUGAAGUGGGGAAAAAAACCUAUUAUCAACAAUUUAGCUUAGGGCUUUGAUGUUGUGUUACAGGUUUCUUUGUUGCCUUUAAGAACCUGUCUACAGCUUUAUUCAUGGUGCUCAAGGUAGAGGAUUUGCAUGUGAUGAAUAUAAAAGUAACAUUUUUUUCAAAGAUAUUUUUCUCUCAUGUUCUAUUGGUCCCAGUCUGACCAAAUACAGAUAGCACAGUGUGCCGCCACCACUGUCUGUAAGCACCAGUGCUGCUCUGGCAGCGCCGAGGGACUGCUUUGGUUUUACUAAACAUGUGGCAUUAAGCCCUCCUUCAGGUUGGAGGCUCAGAAGGCUUCCAGGUGCUUCUCAGGGCUUUUGCCACCUCCUGUUUCUCUCCUACUGAGAAAAAAAUGCCUCUUCCAUUGCUUUCAGUGCUCUUUGACUUUAGAGACACCAGCAUCCCAUGCCCCAGUCAGUGUUCCUGUUUUCUUUUUAUUAUGCCAACACUUGGAAUUAAAGCUUUCAGCUACAGCUGUCACAAAAGUCAUAGAAUCACAGAACAUCUCAAGUUGGAACAGACCAAAAAGAUCAUCAAGUCCAACCCCUGCCCCUAUCACCCCAAAUUCAAAGCCUAUGUCUGAGAGCAUUGUCCAAAUACUUAUUGAACUUUGGCAGCUUGGGGCUGUGCUCAUGGCCCUGGGCAGCCCGUUCCAUGCCCAUCAUCCUCUGGUGCAGACCCUGUCCCUAACCCCCAGCUGCCCCUACCCUGACACAGCUCCAUGCCGUUCCCUCAGGCCCCCGUUUCUGUCACAGAGAGCAGAGCUCAGCACUGCCCCUCAGCUCCCUGUGAGGAGCUGCAGCUGCCAUGAGGCCUCCCCUCAGCUCCUCUGCUCUGGGCUGAGCACACCGAGGGACCUCAGCUGCUCCUCAUACACCUUGCCCCACAGACCCUUCACCAUCUUUGUAUCUCUCAUUUGGGCACACUCUAAUGGUUCUGUGUCCUUUUUGUACUGUAGUGUCUAAAACUGCACACAGUACUUGAGAUAAGGCCACACCAGUACAGUGUAGGUUGGGACAAUCACUUCCCUUGACUGGUUUGGCAAUGCCACUGUUGAGGCAUCCCAGGAUAUGGUUGGCCUUCCUGGCUGCCUGGGCACACUCCAGACUCAUGUUCAGCUUGCUGUCCCCUAAUCUCUUGCAGCAGGGUUACUCUCCAGCAUCUCAUCCUCCAGUUUAUACAUACAGCCAGAGUUGCCCCUUCCCAAGUGCAGAAUCUGGCAAUUACUUUUGUUGAUCUUCAUGCAGUUGGUGAUUGUCCAGCUCUCUGUUUUGUCCACAUCUCUUUGUAAGCCUUCUCCACCUUUGAUAGAAUCAACCGCUCCUCCCAAUUUAGUAUCAUCCACAAGCUUGCUCGAAACACCCUCUAGUCUUGUAUCCAAGUCAGAUAUGAAAACAUUAAAGAGAACUGGCCCUAAUGUUGUCCCUCCAGAAUAGCUGGAGUCUGUUUGGGGGGGAAUUAACUACCAGAGAUCAUCCCAAGAGUCCUAUGAAGCAUUUUGAACAUCCUUGAAUGCCAGUGUAACUAGAUUUGUCUGUCAUAAUCUUUUUUUUGAUGCAGUUAGGCAUUCCUGGAUGCCUAACAUUCCAGGUUUAAAUUAAAUCCAGGUUUUUGUGACUGCUUUUGACUGACAGAGCGGCAGCACUCUCCAGUGAUACAGUUUCCACUGUUUGAAGAUAAAGCGGUCUGCAGAAGUCUCCUCCUUUUUGUCCGAUGAUGUCAAUGUAUUUUUCUUCAUGCUGGUAACUCCUGAAAAGAUUAUUAGAAAUGGAAAAUAGGAAUUUUUGUAUUCCUUUUUUUUUUUUUUUUGGUCAACUAAUACUUUAAAAAUCUGUACCCAAGAGACUUGUGGUUGAGACUUAGCAGUGUAGCAGAGACUGUUCCUUCCAGGUUGUUUUGUUCAGGGACCUCUCUUCUUCAUUUGAGUUGUGUUUCAUCACUUUACAAUUUGUGACUACUCAAAGACCUGCAGCAUUAGAAUGGGUGAUUGUAAGUGUACGCAAAGGUACACAUGAUGUGUAAUUAAAUUGUCAACCUUUCGCAAGACGCACUACCCAAAUAGAUAAGUUAAGUGGAGGAUAGCAUUCCACUGUCCUUAUACCCCACAGCCAAAAUGGCAAUAACAGAGAUACAGCAGAUACACCUAUGAUACCAGUUAGAACAUUAUACAGAGAUGCAGAUUUAAUGGUUUUCUGACAUCAGCUAUUCUGCAAAACUGCAUUCUGUCAUAAAUUCUUUUUAUUUAUUUGUUUAUUUUUGUCAGAUACCAAUUUAUUUAAAAAUAGAUUUUAUUUGGGGAAACAGGCAUAGUAUUUGAAAUCGAGUUGAUUUUAGUGUCUGAUUCAAAGGAGAGAGUUUCUUAGUAGCUUGUGUAUAACUUCUGUUAAAAAUGCUUUUUUUUUCUGCAGGUCUGUAAUCUUGAUUGAAACUGUAGAAAUAAAAAUGUAUUUAAUGUAUCA